GCUUCGCCUGUUGGGUGACGAACAGGGGAAGCGAAGCGGGAGGGAAAAGAAGCAGCUUGGGAGCGGGGGCAAGAUGUUUGACGGCCUGCUCAACUCCAAGUUCUACAACAAAUGCAAGCACGCUUUCAAAUGCAUCCGUAUGCGGCUGGUUCCCAUACGGCGGAAGAAGCAGGCGAUGGUUCGAUUCACGAAGAAGGACAUAGCCGACCUCCUCACCAAUGGCCUCGACACACAUGCAUUUGGACGGAUGGAUGGGCUGUUAAUUGAGAUGAACCAUGCUUCUUGCUAUGAUAUGAUUGAGCAGUUCUGUGAGUACAUUGGUAAGCAGCUCAACAGCCUACAGAAACAGAGGGAUUGCCCCCAGGAAACCCGGGAAGCUGUGUCGACCAUAAUUUUUGCUGCUGCUCGGUUUCCUGAUUUGCCUGAACUGUGUGACCUUAGGCAUAUAUUCACAGAGAGAUAUGGGAAUUAUCUUGAGCCAUUUGUUAGCCUUGAGUUUGUUCAGAAACUGGACAACAGAGUGUUCACUAAUGAGGAAAAGUUGCAAGCCAUGCAAAGUGUCUCUGAAGAAUUUUUGGUUGAUUUUGAUGCCAAGGCACUGAAGAUCAAGUUAUGGGCCACUUCAGGAACUAAACACGAUUUGCUUGAAAAGGAUUCAAAGAAACAGGUAGAACUGGCAAUGCCUUUGUUCAGCAAGCAGAAGAAGGAUGAUGAUGCUCCAUCUGGAAGAAAAUCUGAAUCUACUAAUCCGCUUGGCCAUAAGAAGAAAUUGGAAGUACCCUCAAAACAACAACAGGAUGCUCAUCCUGUUGCUGAUGGCAUUGACCGGUUACAUGAAAACACCAGGAGACAGCAUGCUGAUAAAUCUGAUGGUAAGAGGAAUGUGGAGAAACCAGUGUCUGAUUUGGAGAUGAAAGGAAGGAACAUUCAAAAAGAAGUUCAGAAAGCUGACAAAAAACAUGGUCGCCCUUGCGAGAAGGAGCUAAUGGAAGCAGUGGAGCUAGAUCUCAAUGGCCUGCCUAAGAAGGGAUUUGGUUCGCUGAAAGUUCAUGAAAUAGAAAGCAAGAAGACAAUUCCACUAAAGCCUAAGAUCGACAAUGAUGUUGAAAAGGAGAACGAGAGGGACCUUGGUCAGCACCACCGAUCACAUAUGCCUUGUGCUCCUGAUCGUAUCAGGGGACAUGCAGAUUCAGGUCUCAGAACCCUUGGCCUAGAUAAGCAAGGACAUAAAUCAGUGAAUCCUUUGAAUGGUAACACUAAGAACAGGAUGCCUCCUUAUGAUAAGCUGGAUGGAGCAACUGUGAAGAAUUGUGCCGAAAAGGAAGAGAACACUGUUUUGUUGAAUGCUAGACCACAUGAUUUAUCAGAUAUGGGGAAUUCAGUGCAAGAUAGACAGCAAAAUCCAGAGAGGGCAGCUUACAUACGACCUCCUUACAUGAAACCAAAACUCAACAUGAAAACGGCGAAUGAUGAUCCUGCAGAGCGAGCUGCUAGUGAUUACAGCAAGCACGAUAUCUCUGAACAAAUAGAUCAUCUGUCUGACAAAGGUUCUCUUCGACCUGUUUCUGUUAGAAGGAAACAUGCUCAGCCACCUGGACCUGUCACUGUCUGCGAUAAGGCACCUGUUGAUGAAAAGGUUUCAAGCCAGACACCCAAUAGUCGGAGAAGACACACAAGCAGGCAGAAUGCUGUUGAUGAUGGCUUUGCCCGGAGAGAUGGGCCUAGACAACCUCAUAGAGGCCAUGGAAUUGAUGAUGUUACCAGGGAGAAUGUUCAGAGAACUCCUAGUAGCCGGCCAAGGCACUCGGGCAGGAGAAAUGGAGCCUUGUACACCGACGACUACGAUGGAUUCAUGCAGCGCCAUCGAGCACAAGAGGAUGAGUCUGCCAUUGAUUUUGGCAAUCUUUUGCCCCGAACUGGAAAUGGCCAUAGGAGGCACAAAAGCCGCAAUUCUGAUGCGCGAAGCGGAGACAUUGAUGAGGAAGAAAGAAUGAUGGAUAAGCUUCUGAGGCACUACAGCAAGAAAGGUUUGGAUACAGAAACCCAUACAGCUCCAACCAGCAUUAGCAAACAUGAUAAUGUCAAUGUAGCACAAGCUCAAUCUCAGCAAAAGGGUUCGAUGCAUCCUCCAGGAAGAGCGAUCUCGUUGCCAGUGAAACCUGUGAGCAAAGAUGAAGAUGUGAAGGUUCCUGCCAGGUCUACUUCACUGCAGCCGGACUGUCCUAAAAGCGUACAUGUACACCCGAAAAUGCCUGACUUUGAUGAGCUUGCUGCUCGAGUCAGUGCUCUGAGGAAGGCUUGAGAGGUAGGUAGCACAAGAGUGUCCUGGGCCUGUUCACAAGUUCAGAGCUAAGCCGUUUGGACAGUUUGUUCGUUGCAUGGGUUUGAACUAAUCCUUUCUUUGAUGUGCAGUACCUAGUUGAGAUUGAACAGAUCUUGUGCAUGAGUUUUGCCUUUCUUUUCAGUUCAUAUCUACUCCUUGUACCAGCUGUUUGUCUAGAUAGAACACUGGUUGGAGAAUUAACACGAUACAGCUGAUAGGGAUUUUCAGUUUGUUAUUAAAUUCAAUUUAUAGGUAUUUGCUACAUUGUAACAUUGAAUUCGUUGAUUCCUGUAGUAUACCA
Oryza brachyantha (malo sina) is the source of this 2624-nucleotide messenger RNA. RefSeq lists its product as uncharacterized. Gene Ontology annotation, biological process: protein transport. The record is from RefSeq and is a predicted model, not a curated record. The coding region runs from base 74 to 2302 and encodes 742 amino acids. The transcript has 6 exons. Lineage: Eukaryota; Viridiplantae; Streptophyta; Magnoliopsida; Poales; Poaceae.